This is a messenger RNA of Prunus mume (Japanese apricot), 978 nucleotides long. NCBI's taxonomy places the organism in Eukaryota, Viridiplantae, Streptophyta, Magnoliopsida, Rosales, Rosaceae. The record is from RefSeq and is a predicted model, not a curated record.
AUGAAGAUCAGCUUGUUGAUUUUGAUUGGUGUGGGUAGUUUUGGGUCUGUGUAUAAAGGAGUUCUUGAUUUUGAUGGAGCUCAGCUUGUUGCCAUCAAGGUGUUUAACAUGUUACAUCAUGGAGCAUCUAAGAGUUUCUUGGCCGAAUGUGUGGCGUUAAGAAAUAUCAGGCAUCGAAAUCUCGUCAAGAUUAUAACGGCAUGUUCAACUGUUGAUUAUCAAGGUAAUGAUUUCAAGGCUCUCCUGUAUGAGUUAAUGGACAAUGGGAGCUUAGAAGAGUGGUUGCAUUCGACUAUUGAAACGAAUGAGGAAACAGAUGCACCCCAGAAUUUAAAUCUUCUUCAGAGGCUAAACAUCACCAUUGACAUUGCUUGUGCACUUGAUUAUCUUCAUAACGGUUGCGAAACACCAAUAGUCCAUUGUGAUCUCAAGCCAAGCAAUGUUCUCUUGGACGCAGAGUUGACUGGACAUGUUUCUGACUUUGGACUUGCAAGAUUCCUUGCAAAAUUAGCCGAUAAGGCUUCAGCAAAUCAAGCAAGUUCCAUUGGCAUAAAGGGAUCGAGAGCCAUUUUAUUUAGAAUUGUGGUGACAAUAUUUUCUGAUACUUCAACUGCAGAGUUUGGUAUGGGAAGUGAAGUGUCGAAAAGUGGAGAUGUCUACAGCUUUGGCAUUCUCUCGUUAGAGAUGUUUACGGGAAGGAGACCCACUGACCACAUGUCUAGUGAUGGCUUGAACCUUCAUAAUUCUGUGAAGACGGCUUUUCCCGAUCGAGUCACAGAGAUUGCAGAUUUACUUCUUCAAGAAGGCAGCAUCGAAUCUCCCGAACAAUACAGCAUUAAGGCUCAAAGAGUGGAGGAGUGCUUGAGUUUGAUAUUUAAACUUGGAAUUGCAUGUUCUGUUGAAUCCCCCGCGAACCGAAAGGAUAUCAGUGAUGUUGCAUCUGAAUUACAUUCCAUCAGGGAUAUGCUUCUUGGUUAG